This is a messenger RNA of Tachysurus vachellii, 4116 nucleotides long. RefSeq names its product melanin concentrating hormone receptor 2b (gene mchr2b). Gene Ontology annotation, molecular function: G protein-coupled receptor activity; neuropeptide binding. Gene Ontology annotation, biological process: neuropeptide signaling pathway. Gene Ontology annotation, cellular component: membrane; neuron projection. The transcript has 2 exons. The record is from RefSeq and is a predicted model, not a curated record. Bases 236 to 1264 code for a protein of 342 amino acids. Lineage: Eukaryota; Metazoa; Chordata; Actinopteri; Siluriformes; Bagridae.
CACACACACCGAAGCUGAGAGGAAACAACACAAGCUAAACAAAAAGGUGAAAAUGAAAGACACUGGUGCGUCAAAUGAAGAUUAAUGAAUCUUCGGUACUAGUACGCAGAGAUAAGGAUAAGGAUACGUUCGCGUAAAUCUUCUGGAAAUGUCUCCGCUGCGUGCGUUUGGAGACGUGGUGGCGUUCAUUACGCUUUAAAGCGUUCAUUUCUCGUUCAGGUCAUAUCUCGGAUAGAUGAUGAACGACUCUGCAGCGUCGUGCCACUCUGGUGAGCUCUUUAACGGCUCGUUGCCCUGCGCGAACCUCUCGGUACCCGACUACGACGCGACGUCCUUUACGCACGUCUUCCCCGCUGUGUACGGGAUCCUGUGCUCGGUCGGCGUCCUCGCCAACGCGCUGGUGAUCUACGCUGUAGCCACGUGCAAGAAGAAGUUGGUGUCGGACGUGUACGUGUUGAACCUGGCCGUGGCAGACCUGCUCUUCUUGCUCGUCAUGCCCUUUAACAUACACCAGCUCGUGUGGGAGCGUCAGUGGGUCUUCGGCGCGUUCAUGUGCAAAGCCGUGGUGGUGAUGGACGUGAGCAACCAGUUCACCACUGUAGGCAUCGUCACUGUACUCUGUAUAGACAGGUACAUCGCCAUCGUCCAUCCCAUGUCUGAGAACCGCACCAUCCAGUGGACAAUCAUCAUCAACCUACUGGUGUGGCUCGGCAGUUUUCUGCUCACCAUCCCGGUCAUGAUCUAUGCCAAAGUAAUCUCCAAGAAGAACUCGAGUGUGUGCAUGAUAGACCUUAAUGGUCCCCAAGACAUGUACUGGUACACCCUGUACCAGUCUACACUGGGUUUCUUUGUACCCCUCAUCAUCAUCAGCACCUUUUACUCUCUGACCCUGUACCAUGUAUUCCAGUCAAUGCGCCGGGUCAAGCGAAAACAGUCCCUGUGGGCCAAGAGAGCCACCAAGAUGGUUCUGAUGGUUAUUGCACUCUUCCUGCUGUGCUGGACACCGUAUCAUGUGAUACAGAUGAUCAACUUGGGUAUCCAAAAGCCGACCACAUCCUUUGUCUAUGCCUACAACAUCAGCAUCUGCCUGAGCUACUCGCACAGCUGCAUCAACCCACUUAUGCUUCUGAUCUUUGCACAGAACUACCGUGAGCGUCUUUGCCGUCAUCGUGAAACUCGCAACAACAUGUCCAAGAACACGGUGAAGACGGAGGGAUGCUCCAGCGUGAGUCCCGAUACCGCCCACCGCCUGACCAUCAUCUAAUUCCUGCUAUCCUGUUUGCCAAUUAAGGAGAAUCCUUAAUAUUUGGGUUUUGCUGACAGUGAGGGUUCUAAGUGAAACCUGUUCAUGAAGCAAAGAAUGCUUCAUUGUUCAAAGAACCCUUGAGGAAACCUUGAGGAGAGCUUGAUCAAACAUAACCAGUAAAAGGUUCCUUUCUCAAUAUAUCUUCAGUGCAUCACCUCUAGUUUUGCUCAUUAUGGAUCCAGAUUUCUCUAAAGCUGCUUUCUGUUGCUUUGUGGAAACAUGUUUAUGGUUAAAAGUGAUAUACGUAGGGGGCACGGUGGCUUAGUGGUUAGCACGUUCGCCUCACACCUCCAGGGUUGGGGAUUCGAUUCCCGUCGCCACCUUGUGUGUGUGGAGUUUGCAUGUUCUCCCCGUGCCUCGGGGGUUUCCUCCGGGUACUCCGGUUUCCUCCCCGGUCCAAAGACAUGCAUGGUAGGUUGACUGGCUUCUCUGGAAAAUUGUCCGUAGUGUGUGAUUGCGUGAGUGAAUGAGAGUGUGUGUGUGUGUGCCUUGCGAUGGGUUGGCACUCCGUCCAGGGUGUAUCCUGCCUUGAUGCCCGAUGACGCCUGAGAUAGGCACAGGCUCCCCGUGACCCGAGGUAGUUCGGAUAAGCGGUAGAAAAUGAGUGAGAGUGAGUGAGUGAGUGAUAUACUGUACGUAUGAAAUUGAACAUUACGGAGUAGGGUGUGGUCGGGACAUGAUGACGUAUCUGCUGAAUACAUGGAGAGAGGAAAAGGUGAGAUGGGAUCAGAAAGCAAAGAAAAAAAGUACAGUGAGGAAGCCAUGAAUUCUGCCAGGAUUUUGAAAAAUUGCAUUGUCAAAUCUUUCAGUGUGUUUUAAGCAACAUGUGGACAACAGCGUUGUUAGGGUUGCAGAACAAAACCUUCACAUGAACCUGAAGAAAAUAAACUCAGCAAUCCAGAUUUCUGACCAAAUGGAUGAACUUCAUUUAUUAUUCUGAUAUUCUGCUUGGAUCUUUGUGUUUUUGCUCGUGAGCUACUAGUAAGCUAUGGCAGAUAAUUGUUUGUAAAGAAAAUACAACCUGUUAGUUAAUGUAUUAUUUUUAUGGAUGUCUAAAAAUUUUGUUGUAAUCUUGGGGCAGAGCAAGAGCCAAGCAGCAUUAAAAGAAAGUGUGACCAGGUAAUUAUUUCAAGGUAUUCAGACAUGUGUCACAGAGGUUGAAGUUGUACACACAUACAGUCAGCAGGUGAUGACCCACAAUUCCAUACUUUGCGGAAGGAAUGCUUUCAGUUCUUUUAAUAGCAUUAUUACCCACAAUGCCCUUCAAGUACCUGCUGAUAUUGGUGCAUUGAGACUUAGCUCUUAUUUUUAGUCAUCUUUACCUAAAUAGAGCAAUGUAACAGUUCAUUAGUCCUUUCAGACUGUUCAGUUCUUUCUCCUCCUCAUUUUGAACUCUGUUUCAAACAGAUCCGCUUCCAAAGUUUCAACUUUUAUGCUAAAAAUCAGUCACCAUCAACUCCUCAACUAAUAGAUUCAUGUCACUAAAAUGAAUUCUGGGACUUUAAAACAAGCAUUUUCACAAAAGUGCAUCUCCAUUUAUUCUACCCCGGAUUUUUACCCCUUUGCUGUGACAUCUAUUUGCUUGUUAAGUAAAGUACAGUAGAAGGCAUUUCAGAAAGCUUAUUCAGAUCCCAAAUGAUUAGCCAGGUUGUUGGUGAGGUUAAAAAAAAUCUACAAACCAGCUACAGACAGCAUUGUUGGGCUGAGAUAAACACGGCAUUGCAAAUGUCUUUUAGAAAUAUUCAGGUGAGAGUUCAAUUGUUUUCAAUAUAAGUGCAUUUUUAGGGUCAGUCAGUGAGGUGCCAUCUGGCAGCUUAAUUGAUCCGGGUGGAGAAAAAUGUGUCCUAUAUAGACAUGGAGACGUGGAACGUGUAUAAGAGACUGCGAAGACAAUGAAAGCUGAGACAGUGUAUGUUGAUGCCGCUGUAGUAUUAGUAUUUCCUUAAUGUUAUGUCAUUUAAAGUCAUUGUAUUAAGUGAAAAUCUUAAAAAUUGUGUUUAUUAAAUGCUGCUAACAUAAACUUACAUUGUUCUGUAUUAGUCGUUCUGUACUAACGAAAAAUCACAAACUAUUAGCUGAGCAGACAAAAAUCCACCUUUUGCCACGCCGUAGUUAACACUGUGUGCAUCAUUAACACUAAACACAUCACAGGGUAGCGUUUUCUUUGACGUAUUCUUCAGCAUGUUAUUACUAUUCAAACUGUGGUCUUUUUUUAAUGUUAUUCAGUUCUUUAUUUAUUCAUUCAGUACUGUGUUCUUUUGUGCGCUCACCACAGACUUGUUGUAAAUAUUGGCUUUGCACUACAUGGCUACAGGGAAGGAAAAGAGCUAAAUGGUUUGUAACCGCUGACAACUGAUUGGUUUAACCUAGUGUAUGUGAUAUGCUCAAAAGCCUUGAAUUCAGAUGUUUAUUGGUAUGUAAAUAGGCUGCAUUUCAUUUUUAAACGCAGGUCUUGUGUAUGCAUGUGAAAUGUGACUGUCUCAUGUUUUUGCUGGUUCUGUUAUGUUCAUUUUCCUCUUCUCCCUCAAGGCGCCGAAGAACAUUUAUUCCCAACGUUAACGUGUUAAGCUUCGGUCAUGUGUAGCCGGCGGAAUUUCGACACCCUGAAUCGGCACAUUGUAAAGCAGAUAAACAAACGACUGGAUUGAAGCUCAGUAGGAGCUGAACAGGUCACACAGAAUGUUGAUGCUCUAUGUUAAAAGCUAUGAAACUGACUAUCACUUGCUAGGAAGGCUGCUUUUUUAAUUGUAUGGAUGAAAUAUGAUCCUGAACUUUUCAUGAUAUUUAACAAUGCUGAAAGAACUUCAAUA